AUGACCCUAAUUUCAUUUUUUCUUCCUUUUUUUGUGUUUUUCAAUACUAAAAACCUGAAAUAUUACAAAAUAUACGCAUCUCUUACAUACGAUUUGCUUAAAUAUGUGUCACGAGUGUUGAUAUAUGCAUUGUUUCAUUGUUUUGGUACCUAUAUUAUACGAUACGCUCAUUAUAGAAAUAUUCUGUUGAAUAUCAUACAAAUUAUAUUGCUUAAAACACAAAAAUUAAAGAAGUACAGAAUAUGUCAACCAUUACCACUACUUCUUUAUGAAAUUAUUCACUGA
This is a messenger RNA of Enterospora canceri, 285 nucleotides long. The record is from the annotation of a GenBank genome assembly. NCBI's taxonomy places the organism in Eukaryota, Fungi, Microsporidia, Enterocytozoonidae.